AAAUCGAGCUCUUCAAAUACUUAUAGAACAUGGCUGUAUCUCUCUGCUACAUUUGUUUGAUUUUUUUCAGCUUCAAAAUGAAUUACUUCGUAUAGCGUGAGCUUAAUGGACUGCGUAGAAUGAUGAGCAGCCAGAGUAUCUUCAGUAUUUGGGAGCAUUUUGUACGAAAUGAACAUACAUCCACGAAGUAAAAUCUGGUCGAAUUGGUCAAUUCUACUUCACGAAGAAGAAGCAAUCGAGUUUGGACGAUGGAAAAGUGCAAUGGAGAAAAUAAGAGAGAGGGCAAGUUGAAGAAAAAGGUGGCUGUGGCAGGGGGAGCCGGAUUCAUCGGGUCUCAUCUGGCCAAAAGCCUGAAAGACGAUGGUGGCUACUACGUAGUUGUGGGGGACUGGAAGGAGAAUGAUUUCAUGCACUGGACUGACUUCUGCCACCAAUUUUUCCUCUUGGACCUCCGAGACAUGGCCAACUGCAUCAAGUUGACCGAGGGCUGUAGUGAGGUGUACAUGUUGGCGGCUGACAUGGGCGGGAUGGGCUUCAUCAAGAGCAACCAGAGUGUCCUCAUGUUCAACAACACCCUCAUCUCAACAAACAUGCUGGAGAGUGCGAGGAGACAUCUGCACACUGUCAACAGAUACUUCUACGCCUCAUCUGCCUGUGUCUAUAAUGAACACAAACAGAUGGAGACGACCAAUCCGGGUCUGAAGGAAAGCGACGCGUGGCCCGCCAAACCACAAGACACCUACGGACUGGAGAAACUCUACAGCGAGGAGAUGGGACUGGCAUAUAUGCGGGACUUUGGACUGCAGUUCCGCUGUGCCAGAUUCCACAAUGUGUAUGGACCUAAAGGUUCUUGGAAGGGCGGGAGGGAGAAGGCCCCACCCGCAUUCUGUCGCAAGGCGAUUUGCUCCGAGACAGAAUUUGAAAUGUGGGGCGAUGGUGAACAGACCCGCAGCUUCAUAUACAUAGAUGACUGCGUCACUGGAAUCAGGAAGAUCAUGGAUUGUCCUGACCUAGACGUUCCUGUGAACCUGGGAUCCUCAGAAAUGAUAACGAUGAAUGGGUUCGCGAAACUGGCCCUGGAUUUAUGUGGGAAAUCCAAUCUUCCAAUUAAGCAUAUCGAGGGACCCGUAGGAGUGCGCGGAAGGAACAGCGACAACACUUUGAUUAAGGAGAAACUAAAUUGGGAACCGAAAGUAAGGCUAGCAGAAGGCAUGAAGGAAACAAUGAGAUGGAUCAAAUGUGAGAUAGAAAGAGAAUUGGAGAGUGGCAAAGUGCAAGAUUUGUCCAGAUACUGUUCAUCGAGAGUAGUGGCCCAGACUACUGAUUCUCUAGACCAGUUGUUGGUCAAGACUAAUGAGGACAAGGCCUCAUUGUGAACCUUCUUUUGUUAGAUAAGAAGCAGAAACUUCUGCAAUUGUCAAAUAAAAGGUGCAGCAACUUAAGAUAUUUACUUAAAUUAAAUAAAAUGUAUGUUUUAAAAAGUGGAAUGUGGGUA
Messenger RNA from Symsagittifera roscoffensis, 1495 nucleotides. RefSeq lists its product as uncharacterized. Bases 249 to 1376 code for a protein of 375 amino acids. NCBI's taxonomy places the organism in Eukaryota, Metazoa, Xenacoelomorpha, Acoela, Convolutidae. The transcript has 7 exons. The record is from RefSeq and is a predicted model, not a curated record.